This is a messenger RNA of Indicator indicator, 958 nucleotides long. RefSeq names its product isoprenylcysteine carboxyl methyltransferase (gene ICMT). The coding region runs from base 1 to 882 and encodes 293 amino acids. Lineage: Eukaryota; Metazoa; Chordata; Aves; Piciformes; Indicatoridae. Gene Ontology annotation, biological process: C-terminal protein methylation. The record is from RefSeq and is a predicted model, not a curated record. The transcript is spliced from 5 exons. Gene Ontology annotation, cellular component: membrane; endoplasmic reticulum. Gene Ontology annotation, molecular function: protein C-terminal S-isoprenylcysteine carboxyl O-methyltransferase activity.
AUGGCGGCGGGGGCGGCAGGUCUGCGGCGGCUGGGUCGGGAGGCGCGUGCCAGCCUGGCCGCCUUCCUGCUGGGCGCUUCGGUGGCGGCGCUGCCGGUGGCGCUGGGCUCUCCUGCUGCGCUGCUGGUUGCCCCCGGGCUGCGCGGCCGCCUGGCCCUCGCCAUACACGUGGCGGCCGUUAACGCGGCGCUGCUGCUGCUGUACCCGCGGCCGCUCUACAAGAUCGCCGUCCGGGCCUGCUUCCUGGGCUUCGUGUUCGGCUGCGGGCUGCUGCUCAGCGUUGGCCGCUCCGCCUGGCGACACUUUGGCUGGUACAUGUGCUCCCUCUCCCUCUUCCACUACUCGGAGUAUCUGGUGACAGCCAUCAACAACCCACGCAGCCUCUCGCUGGACUCCUUCCUGCUCAACCACAGCUUCGAGUACAACCUGGCUGCCCUUUCUUCCUGGGUGGAGUUCACGCUGGAGAAGUUGCUCUUCCCAGAGCUGAAGCAGAUCACCUGGCUGAGCACCGUGGGGCUGCUGAUGGUGAUCUUUGGGGACUGCCUGAGGAAGGCAGCGAUGCUGACUGCUGGCUCCAACUUCAACCACAUCGUGCAGAAUGAGAAGUCAGACACUCACACGCUGGUGACCAGCGGUGUCUAUGGGUGGUUCCGGCACCCCUCCUACGUGGGGUGGUUCUACUGGAGCAUUGGCACGCAGGUGCUGCUCUGCAACCCCAUCUGUGUGGUGGGCUACAUGCUGGCCUCCUGGCGCUUCUUCAGGGAACGGAUCGAGGAGGAAGAGAUCACUCUCAUCCACUUCUUUGGAGAGGAGUACCUGGAGUACAAAAGGAAGGUGCCCUCAGGCCUCCCUUUCAUUAGAGGAGUCAAAGUGGAACUGUAGCCUGGGUGAGCCCCGGACUGGCUGAGCGAAUGCCUGGCUCCAGGCGCUGCAGCACAGGGUCGCUGCACCGGGAUCA